AUGUCUUCUGCUCAGGAUCGCGUGCAGCAGUACGUCGGUGUUCUCGAUCGAGAGCUCGCCAAGUACCCUACCAUCGCCAAUCUCGAGAAGACCACCGGUGUUCCCAAGGCGUAUGCUGCCAUCGGCUUCGCUGCGCUCUACCUAUUCCUCAUUAUCUUUAACUUGGGUGGCCAGCUCCUCACCAACAUCGCCGGCUUCGUUAUCCCUGGAUACUACUCUCUGAACGCUCUGUUCACCACGAACACGGCGGAUGAUACUCAGUGGCUCACCUACUGGGUCGUCUUCGCCUUCUUCUCUGUUAUUGAGAGCCUUGUCAGCGUUGUCUACUGGUUCCCCUUCUACUUCACUUUCAAGUUUAUCUUCCUCCUCUGGCUCUCGCUCCCCACUUUCCGUGGUGCCGAGUUCAUUUUCCGAUCUUUCUUGGCCCCCAUGCUUUCCCGAUACUUCCAGUCUCCCUCGACCGCCUCCAACCUUCGUGCUAGAGCUGAGGGUGCUGCUAAGAGCGACUAA
Molecule: messenger RNA, 510 nt
Organism: Scedosporium apiospermum
Lineage: Eukaryota; Fungi; Ascomycota; Sordariomycetes; Microascales; Microascaceae
Exons: 5
Coding region: 1-510 (169 amino acids)
Source: RefSeq, a predicted model, not a curated record